AAUUCUACCCCUUUUCCCUUUUGGGGAUAAAAUAUUCAAUGGACCAGCCUCCCCCAAUAAAACCUCAGCUUGAGGUGUGCUCUCUUUAUUGCCUGCCUUGCCUCCUUUGUGAGAGAAGGGUCAAAGGAGCCGUCAGUGGAACCCAAAGAAAAAGGAAAACCCAGAUACUGCUAUCAUGGCAGGGAAACCCAUUCUUCACUACUUUGAUGGACGGGGCAGAAUGGAGAACAUUCGAUGGCUCUUGGCUGCAGCUGGUGUAGAGUUUGAAGAGAGAUUCAUGAAAACUCGAGAAGACUUGGAAAAGUUAAGAAAAGAUGGGAGUUUGAUGUUCCAGCAGGUGCCCAUGGUGGAGAUCGAUGGGAUGAAGCUGGUGCAGACCAGAGCCAUUCUCAAUUACAUUGCUGCCAAAUACAACCUCUAUGGGAAGGACAUAAAGGAGAGAGCCCUAAUUGAUAUGUAUUCAGAAGGGAUGGCAGAUUUGAAUGAAAUGGUCCUUGUUUAUCCAUACCUUCCAUCUAGUGACAAAGGUGGAAGACUUACCCAGAUCAAAGAGAAAUCUAGAAACCGUUACUUUCCUGCCUUUGAGAAGGUGUUAAAGAGCCAUGGGCAAGACUACCUUGUUGGCAACAGGCUGAGCAAGGCUGACGUUCUCCUCACUGAACUUCUCUACAAUGUGGAAGAACUGGACUCCACAGUUCUUGCCAACUUCCCUCUACUGAAGGCCCUAAGAACCAGAGUCAGCAACCUUCCCACAGUGAAGAAGUUUCUGCAGCCUGGCAGCCAGAGGAAGCCUUUGGAGAAUGAAGAAUCUGUAGAAGCAGUAAAGAAGAUUUUCAGUUAAAUGAGGCAGACAUGGAGACAUAGCACAUACAAUACUGGGCUUUAUCCAAAAGAUGAUCUUGAUUACUAUGAGGCUAAUAAAGUUUUCCAAAGUUUAUGUGCUAAUUUA
Marmota monax (woodchuck) is the source of this 949-nucleotide messenger RNA. RefSeq names its product glutathione S-transferase alpha-3. The record is from RefSeq and is a predicted model, not a curated record. Gene Ontology annotation, cellular component: extracellular exosome; cytosol. Gene Ontology annotation, molecular function: glutathione transferase activity. The transcript has 7 exons. Lineage: Eukaryota; Metazoa; Chordata; Mammalia; Rodentia; Sciuridae. The coding region runs from base 176 to 841 and encodes 221 amino acids. Gene Ontology annotation, biological process: glutathione metabolic process; xenobiotic metabolic process.